Messenger RNA from Papilio xuthus (Asian swallowtail), 532 nucleotides. RefSeq names its product macrophage migration inhibitory factor homolog. The record is from RefSeq and is a predicted model, not a curated record. Bases 80 to 442 code for a protein of 120 amino acids. NCBI's taxonomy places the organism in Eukaryota, Metazoa, Arthropoda, Insecta, Lepidoptera, Papilionidae. The transcript has 3 exons. Gene Ontology annotation, molecular function: cytokine activity; phenylpyruvate tautomerase activity.
UAAAACAAGUUGACAUUUCAUACAAAGUUUCAUUAUCGUUACUCAGACUUGCGCUGUGUAGUACGUUGAUAUCGGAAUAAUGCCGUGUUUAAAAAUAUAUACAAAUAUCUCCAGUUAUAAAAUACCAAGGGAUUUUGUUGAUAAAAUAAUACCAGUUCUUGCAAAAGCGGUAAAGAAAGAUAAUAACAAAUUUAUAUGUGUAACAACAGGAGAUUGUCAAAUGUCGUUCGGCGGCGAAUCGUCAGAGCCAAGUGUUAUAGCUACCUUAGAAUCUAUUGGUAAUCUCGGUCCGAAUGAGAAUAAAGAGAUCGUUAGAGAAUUGUCCAAACACUUGGAAAAGGAACUUAAAGUCAAACCCCACAGAUUUUUCUUGACCUUUUAUGAUUUACUUCCUUACAAUGUUGCUAAAGGAGGAGUAACUAUUGAGGAAAUUGGAGCAUGAAAACAUUGCACAAGCGAAAUAUUCUACGUUAACGAUGUACUGAUAUUAAAAAAAUAGAGCGAAAUAAAAUAAUACUUAUGUGACUGUUUA